AUGUUAACAAUUUUCAAUCUGCUUGUCUUCACGACGAACGAAUUCAUUGUUAUCCGCUAUCCGCUUCAUUAUCGUCGAUAUGUUCGGCGGAGAACUGUGUUAGCGACCCUCGGCUGCUGCUGGAUCGUUAGCAUAAUUAUGGGUCUCGGACUACUUGUCCCGCCGUCUUCUCCUUAUCUGCAGACCUCCGACGAGAAACCAUGGCAUAUUGACAUCGCCACGCUGAGCAUGUUGAUGAUUUCCCUGCUGUGUUUUCUUGUCCUCGCCAUUGUCGUGGUACGUUGA
Messenger RNA from Cooperia oncophora, 285 nucleotides. NCBI's taxonomy places the organism in Eukaryota, Metazoa, Nematoda, Chromadorea, Rhabditida, Trichostrongylidae. The record is from the annotation of a GenBank genome assembly.